Messenger RNA from Procambarus clarkii (red swamp crayfish), 834 nucleotides. Its product is annotated as spermidine/spermine N(1)-acetyltransferase-like protein 1. The record is from RefSeq and is a predicted model, not a curated record. Lineage: Eukaryota; Metazoa; Arthropoda; Malacostraca; Decapoda; Cambaridae.
AUGUCAGGAGUCAGUGAGAAUGACCCGUGGAUGUCAGGAGUCAGUGAGAAUGACCCGUGGAUGUCAGGAGUCAGUGAGAAUGACCCCUGGAUGUCAGGAGUCAGUGAGAAUGACCCGUGGAUGUCAGGAGUCAGUGAGAAUGACCCCUGGAUGUCAGGACUCAGUGAGAAUGACCCGUGGAUGUCAGGAGUCAGUGAGAAUGACCCGUGGAUGUCAGGAGUCAGUGAGAAUGACCCCUGGAUGUCAGGAGUCAGUGAGAAUGACCCCUGGAUGUCAGGAGUCAGUGAGAAUGACCCGUGGAUGUCAGGAGUCAGUGAGAAUUACCCGUGGAUGUCAGGAGUCAGUGGAAUGACCCGUGGAUGUCAGGAGUCAAGUGAGAAUGACCCUUGGAUGUCAGGAGUCAGUGAGAAUGACCCCUGGAUGUCAGGAGUCAGUGAGAAUGACCGUGGAUGUCAGGAGUCAGUGAGAAUGACCCCUGGAUGUCAGGAGUCAUUGAGAAUGACCCGUGGAUGUCAGGAGUCAGUGAGAAUGGACCCUGGAUGUCAGGAGUCAUUGAGAAUGACCCCUGGAUGUCAGGAGUCAGUGAGAAUGACCCGUGGAUGUCAGGAGUCAGUGAGAAUGACCCCUGGAUGUCAGGAGUCAGUGAGAAUGACCCGUGGAUGUCAGGAGUCAGUGAGAAUGACCCCUGGAUGUCAGGAGUCAGUGAGAAUGACCCGUGGAUGUCAGGACUCAGUAAGAAUGACCCCUGGAUUGUCAGGACUCAGUAAUAAGACCCCCGGAUGUCAGGAGUCAGUAAGAAUAACCCCUGGAUGUCAGGAGUCAGUACAAGAAUAA